AUGCGCUGUGUUACAACUCCUAGUUACACUAUCAAGGUUAAUGGAAAGGGAUAUGGUUAUUUCCAAGGGGAAAGAGGACUAAGACAGGGGGAUCCCAUGUCACUCCUGCUAUUUGUUCUAGUAAUGGAUUACCUGACAAGAGGCCUUAGUAAGAUGAGUGAGCUACUAGAUUUUCACUUUCAUCCAAUGUGUAAAGCAUAUAAGUUGACACACCUAAUCUUUGCUGAUGAUUUGAUGUUGUUUUGCAAAGAGAAAGUUGCUUCUAUUAACAGGAUGAUGGAAGUUCUCAACCACUUCAGUGCAGUGUCUGGGCUUUUGGCCAACCUAGACAAAUCCAACAUUUUCUUGGCAGAGAUGGAUGAGGAUCACAAGCAAGAGAUCCUAAAUUGCACAGGGUUUUCUUUGGGUUCACUGCCUAUAAGAAACCUUGGUUUACCUCUCUUCUCUAAGAAAUGGAGCAUAGUGGAAUGUCAUGCUUUGGUUGAUAAGAUUACACAGUGUGUGGUUAAGAGAAUUGAUAGAAUAUGCAGAGAUUACUUGUGGGGGAAUUCCAUAGGCGAAAGGAAGGUGGCAACGAAAAAUGAUGAAAACAUGUCACAAUGGUACAAUAGAGGCGUCUACCAACUGAAUGCUAGUGGUCUGUACUCAGUUUCCAGCAGCUACAUAGCACUGAAGGGAAACAUGACCAGGCUGAGAGAAGCUGAGCUUAUAUGGAAUGAUGUAAUGCUGCCAAGGAGUUUGCAAUGGAUCAAGAAUAGGCACUGGAGGCAGUUCAGGAAGGAAGUAGCAGCAACAAUCAUUGGUGCACUAAUAUACUACACUUGGCAAGCUCGGAAUUGGAAACAUUUAAGGAAGAUCACCAGAGGUUCUGAUCAGAGUGGAUUGGAACAACUGGAUGCUCUUAGUUUGUAA
This is a messenger RNA of Nicotiana tabacum (common tobacco), 912 nucleotides long. The record is from RefSeq and is a predicted model, not a curated record. Lineage: Eukaryota; Viridiplantae; Streptophyta; Magnoliopsida; Solanales; Solanaceae.